This is a messenger RNA of Entrophospora sp. SA101, 450 nucleotides long. The record is from the annotation of a GenBank genome assembly. NCBI's taxonomy places the organism in Eukaryota, Fungi, Glomeromycota, Glomeromycetes, Entrophosporales, Entrophosporaceae.
AUGGAAUCCUUGGAUGAGUUGAUUGGUUGGUUGAAAAAAGGCGGAAGAGUUGGUAUUCAUGAUGCUACUAAUUCAACAAAAUCUAGAAGAAAGAACAUAUUAGAAAGAUGUCAACGUGAAAAUAACUUUAAGGUUUUAUUUAUAGAAUCAAUAUGUGACAUCAAAAAAGUAUUAGAUGCAAAUAUGAGAUUGAAAUUAUCAGGACCAGAUUAUAAAAAUAUGAAUCCAGAUGAAGCAUUGGCAGAUUUUCGUAAACGUGUUGAAAAUUAUGAAAAGGCAUAUGAAACAAUCGGUGAAGAAGAAGAACAAACAAAUAAUAUUCAAGGAUAUUUGAGUGGUCAAUGUAUCUUUUAUUUGAUGAAUUUUAACCUUGAAAGUAGACAGAUUUGGCUUACAAGACAUGGUGAAAGUGUUCAUAAUAUUGAAAAGAAAAUAGGUGGCGAUCCAACA